AAUAUUCCUCUGUAUAACGCUAAGGAAACGGUACAGCACUAAAGGAGCUCUAGUGUUUUUGUAUUUGACACCUAAACAGAAGCACACGCCUGAAAAAUGAGUCGAAUGCACGAAGAAGUGGAGUUGGAAAAAAGUGUGAGGCGACUGAGAGAGAAGUUUCAUGGACUAAUAGAAAUCGACACGGCUGUGCUGCUUAUGCGACGAUAUGUGAAAAACCAUCGUAUGGUUGCAAUGUGGAUCGCCCUGAUGGCAGAUAAUGACAGGGAGCUGGACGAGGAAGACCAGGCAGCUUUGAAUAAUGACCCAGUAGCUAAGAACGUGAUUAUGAAACUCAAAGCUGAAGAACAACAACAGGAGGAGAAACAUGCCAAGUCAUCGUCCUCUGGAUCCAGUGGUGCAGGACCAUCCGCAAAAGCAAAGAAACAACCAAGUGAUGACCGGGAUAUAACGGAGCUUGGGACGCGUCUAAGAGUUCUGCCAUCAACAAUGGAAAACAAGCGAAUGUUUGACCAGGCGCAGGCAAACCAGAUCCCGUCAGACACACAUCAGUUUGCCUGUGAGUCAUGUGACAGGGAUUGGUGGCGACGUGUGCCCCAGAGGAAAAGGGUGUCACGCUGUCACAGAUGCAAAAAGAAGUACGACCCUGUGCCACCUGACAGAAUGUGGGGUAUAGCGGAGUUUACCUGCCCAAACUGCACUCGAAACUUCAAGGGUUUUGGACGGAUGGAUGGACGAUCCCCUUGUUAUGGCUGUCGCUCAGCCAUUUACCCUAUGAAGAUUCUACCACCAAGAAGGAAAAACAUGAUGCCUGGGCCGAAACAACGAAACCAGCACAGCUGCUUCGCUGAAGACUGUUAUCAUCGAAUGGAGCCCCAUGUUCCUGGCACCGAAUGCGUUCACCCGCACAGCAGACAGAAAAACAGGAAGCCUCGUGUGGUUUACCCCAGUCCUGCUCACAUCAGCAGCGGAUCCACUGUCAACACCUGUCUGAGUCAGGGCAGUCUGAUAGAAAGCAUCAAUGAGCUGAUUCUAGAUGACAUUGAAGAAGAGUCCGAGGACGACUCUGACAGCAGCAGCUGAGACCACCGCAGCAGAAAGACCUCAGUGCAGCUGCUGCUGUGAAUGAUAGCUUUUUGCUAGGAUUUCAAAUGAACAGGUAACAAAUGCGUAAAGGUGUAAGCGGUCAGAAUGUCAACAUAAGUAAUGCAGGUUGAAUAUGUUUUGUAAUAUAGUCGAAAAUCCAGAAAAUAAAUUGUAACAGCGAA
Molecule: messenger RNA, 1265 nt
Organism: Danio rerio (zebrafish)
Lineage: Eukaryota; Metazoa; Chordata; Actinopteri; Cypriniformes; Danionidae
Gene: shfl
Product: shiftless antiviral inhibitor of ribosomal frameshifting
Cellular component (GO): nucleus; cytoplasm; P-body
Source: RefSeq, marked provisional